AUGGUAGCGAAUUACGACGUUGAUGGAGGAAAAAUCUACUCGGCGCCGGGGCGUAAAGGUCGGAGCUUUAUGAAAAUAGGAGGUUUUUGCUUCCCAUACUCUGCUGAGAAGCUUAAUUAUAAUGGGCAACAUCGGAAUGACUUGAGGAUGGAACAACAUAUCCAGAUAGAUCUGAAGAAGAAAGCAAUCGAAAUUUCAAGAUGUGUUCGAAAUUUAUCUUUGCUAUGUUCAUCUUCUUCCUCGCAGCCCCCAUUUUUCCUUCCAACAGCAUCACUCUACGGCGGCGCUUUCUUGAACGCCGCCUCCAUCGCCCUGUCAAAGGAGAAAAACUUCACCAUCCUCCAGCUGCCUCCGUUCUUCCCGCUAUCCUCCGUCGCCGGGAUAUCAUUUUACGUUAGCCUGGUCCGGUUCGGCGACUUCACGGCUAGCUACACCGUGUAUUAA
Molecule: messenger RNA, 444 nt
Organism: Striga asiatica
Lineage: Eukaryota; Viridiplantae; Streptophyta; Magnoliopsida; Lamiales; Orobanchaceae
Source: the annotation of a GenBank genome assembly